Messenger RNA from Penaeus vannamei (Pacific white shrimp), 1382 nucleotides. RefSeq lists its product as uncharacterized. Lineage: Eukaryota; Metazoa; Arthropoda; Malacostraca; Decapoda; Penaeidae. The record is from RefSeq and is a predicted model, not a curated record.
UUUGUUUGUGUGUUUGUGUUUGUGUGUGUGAGAGAGUAUAUAUCUAUGUGGGUGAGUGUAUGCGUCAGCGUAUGAGUGUGUGUAAGCUUAUAUAUAUGCGUGUGUGUGUGUAUGUGUUUGUGUGUAUGUGCGUUCGCUAGCUAGAUAAAAAAAAAGGAGGGGGGGGGGAGGGUAGGUUAUAUAUGGAUGACAAUGAGUUCAAUGUCAGUGUGAGCGAAGGGUGAACAAAUAAAGUUCUUAAAGAACAGCUGGAGAUACUGUACAUACAACAUCGGAUCCUAGCAAGAUGAAGAAUCUUCUCUGCGUAACACUCAUCCUCAUGUCAUAUUUUGGUCUUGGCCAUUCGAAAUACUGCUACGCGUGCACCGACUGUGUGAACGUUGACACGACUGUGCCGACGGUGUCCUGCCCCGCCUCCUGUCUCUCCACGGUUAUCUGCGACGGAUACCGCGUCAAGACAGUGUCCCGGAUGUGCAGCAGCACCAACGAGCCCCAAGGAUGCAUGAACAGGACGAACUCCGCCAACUGCUACUGCAACUACGACCGCUGCGACGCUCUCCUGGGACGCAACCCUUGCAACAACGCAACGAACAGUGUCGUUUCCCUCUCCCUUGUGGCUCUGACAAUGUUCGUGGCCAAGAUCUUCCACAACCCGUUGUGAUUUUGAUUAUUUUUUCUGUCUGAGUUGUUUUGCUGAUGUUUCUAGUUUCUCCAUGACUUUCUAUUUCCUUUGUAUUUUUUUUUCUUUUUAAUUAUAAGAAGAAUUGCUUGUGAAUGUUAACGCUGCGCAUCUAUUCCUGUAGAUUUUUUAUAGGUACGAUAAAUCAUAUUUCAAAUUUUAGCAUAUUCAGACAUCAUAUUCUUUCUAAAAUAGGAUCUGACGGCUAUCGGGCUUUAUUUCUCAUCAUGUCAUCUCAGUUCGUCGAUCAAAGUAUACUGUUAAGUUCUGAUAUUCAUGUCAUAACAGUUUUGCAGCUCUUUAAGUCUCUAUCAUAUAUAUAUUAGUUUACCCGUCCAUACUUGCGAUGUGAUGAUUCCCAUUUUCUAUGACUUAAGUUAUACUAAUCGUAGAUUCCAUUUUCUCUAAUAAUUUACUCUCAGUAACUUAACAAAAGUAGUAUUUGCUAUCAUUAGGAAAAGGAAAACUGUGGUAGAAUUUAACCAAAUUUCCGGUAAAUCAUGACAAGGUAUGAUACUAUUAUUUUUUUUUUUGUGAAAGUUCUCUCUGUUUUCCUUGAUAACAAAGUCUGAUUAUUUAACUAAUAAAAUACUAAUACCUGAACAACCCAGUCAAAAGUAUUUGACUGGUUUUAUGUUUAUCCAGAUUCCUUUUUUUCAAUGUAUAUGUAUAAGCAUUUAAUCAAUAUAUGCAUUGAAAGCGA